ACAAUUUUAAUGGUUUAUUUUGCCUGCAAGUAUACAAAAGAAUAGUUCUGUUUUCCGCACAUUUUCUGUCGAGAUCAUAUGGUACACUUAAUAAUAAGCUAAAAAGGUGUUAGAAAAUAAGCGGAUCUGAUGUGUUUUUAAGUGAAAUUUAUAAGUAAAAUCGCAUCAUGUUGAUUCCUGCUUUAUUGUUGAAUUUAGCCGUCGUUACGAUGUUUCUUACUACGAUUUCAUACAGUGGAUUAAUAAUAUGGCGUGAGAGUAAAGAUUCUCAUAAUACAAUCACAGACCGUCCCACAACUAAACCGACACGGCCAACAAUGAGUACUCCAACACGGCCAGGGCCUACAAUAAGUCCUCCGACACGGCCAGGGCCUACAAUAAGUCCUCCGACACGGCCAGGGCCUACAACAAGUCCUCCGACACGGCCAGGGCCUACAAUAAGUCCUCCACCUCCAGGUCCUACAACGAAUCCUCCGACACGGCCAGGUCCUACGCCACCACCAGGACCUACAAUAAGUCCUCCGCCUCCAACACCGCCACCAAACUCUACAACACUGUUUCCUACGCCGUCGUCGCCAAAACCAGGACCAGAAAAUGUAUGUGAAACUGAAGCCUGCAAAUAUGCUGAUUCAGUAUUGAAUCGAAAAGUCAGAAGAGCGUUGAUGCCCUGCAAUGAUUUUUACUAUUUCGCAUGUGGCAAAAUGGAAUCAACUGAAAGCGAUAAAUUAGAAGCUGAUACAGUAUUGACGAAAGCAAUCAUUGAAGAAAAAUACCAUGAUAUUCUCAGAAAACCCGAAACAGCAGAGGACAUUGAACCAGUGAAGUUGGCGAAACAAAUGUAUAGGAAAUGCAAUGGAAAUAAUUCCGCUGACACCGAUCAAUUGGGGAAAAUGAUUUUAACAAUGAGAGGUCUUCACGAGUCAGCAGAUAGUGGUUCCUUACUAAAAAGUUUUUAUGAUAUAGCGCUUAAACAUGGAUAUCUUCCGAGAUCUUUGUUUAUAAUCGAUGCGGCUACAAACAACGAAUCUCAAACAAUUUUACUUAUAAGAAACCCAUCACCUCCGAGCGGUUUCUACGUGUGGCCAUUGGAUAAUACAUCAUUACGCGCAGACACCGAAGAAUUAGGAAACGUAGUGAAAAAAGGAGAAUUUGCAUUUCUAUAUGAAGAUGUCAACGGAUCCAUAUCUGAAGAAAAAAAGAUUGCAGAAGCUUACAGUGGAUAUAAACCGGAUUUCCGUGAAUUUAUGUUUACAGCAUUAGCAUCUGAAAUAGGCCCUCCACUAGGUUCUACGUUGGCAGAUAUAAUUCAUAAAAUGCUUGCUCCAUUUAUUUUUCCUUCGGAUUUAAAAGUCAGGGUGGAAUGUAUCGGAUGCUUGCAUUACGUAUGGGCAAUGAACUUUGAAAAUAAUAAAACAUUACUUCUGAGGCACUUGAUACGGCACGCGUUGGCAGAUAAUAUAUUGGAUACUCCAGAAAAGGGGGUUGAAGAAUGGUUUAAAGAACAAGCUGGAAGUCCUGAACUCAUUGAGUAUUUCAAGAAUAAGUUUUGUGCUUCAAAAAUAGUCAGCUUAUUCAAAAAAGCAAUGGAUUAUGAAUACAUUAGGAACUAUGUCGAUCCAAGAAAGAAGGAUCUUAUAGCAAAAAUAAUCGACCAGUCAAAAACUUCACUGAAAACUCUCGUAAAGGAAGCAAAACAUUUGGAUGAGUCGGCAAAGGAUACAUACUUCAGAACCAUAGAUUCCUUAAAAUAUUACACACCUCUGGACAGAGCCAUUACUGACAGUGCUGAUGACAUAAUAAACUUCUAUAUUGGCUUCUAUGUAGAUCCAGUGUCUUACGGCGUGUCAUUGAAAAAUGUUAAAAGACUGGCGAUCGGAGGCACUACCAUCCGAUUAUUCAAACCCCACGCUAUACCAAUACAGGCAUACAAGUUUAUGUUUGGAGAGAAAUAUAUGCACUAUGAUGCAGAUCUAAAUUCUGUUUACUUGUCAGUCGCUGCUUUACAAGAUAUUUUUUUAUCGAUGGACAGAUCAGAGUUUUUGAAUUUUGGAGGAUUUGGAUCGAUAAUCGGACAUGCAUUAUCUCAAUCGGUUGAUAGUAAGGGUAGCAAACAGGCAGAGCAAAUGAGUCUCAUACAAUCAGUUUAUUUGGGUAUUCCUAUGGACACGGAUAAGAAUGGAGAUAAUGCAACUGAAUGUUUCGUAAACUCAUUAAAGAAACAUGGCAAUCUGACGGCCGAUGAAAUUAAUCAAUUGAAUAAAAAGAAGCAAAAAGCAAUCGUAUACGAAAGUGAUGGUGUUCAAAUCGCAUAUCAUGCGUACAUGAACGUUCGGGCCGACUUGAAAGAUCAUCAAGACCAAGUUUUGCCUUCGUUUGUAAAUUACAGCGAUGGUGCCAUGUUUUUUUUGAGUUAUGCAAGUAUGGCAUGCUCUACGGAUGCACUACUAACCAACGAAAAAGACAACAUUCGAGCUUAUGGUAAAGUAAACGUAGUGGCCAAAACUAGCGUGGAUUUUGAUCGAGAAUUUGGAUGUGAAGUCCUUCAGAACGAGAAAUGUAAUCUUUGGUUAGAAGGGAGUUCAAAAAAGGAUAAAUUAAAUGAAAUUCACGACCUUUUUAUGCGAUAAAAGCUGAUUCUGUGAUAAGAAAUGCCAUACCUACUUAUUUCCUCGAUUAAUAGCCAGCUGAUACUAAGAAAACUCGUAGAUUAAAAAAGCUUCUGUGAUGAAAAAUGCUGUAAGUACUAAUUUCCUCUCGAUUAACGGCCAGCUGAUGACUACUAAGACAUAUUUAUUUGAUUUGGUUUUAUGUUAAUCACAACCGCCAUUGUGAAAUAUGGAUUACCUAUACGUAUACUUAGGUAGAUGUUCCGCUGGUGUUUUCAAUGUUCGAUCUGUGUUCCUGUUUACUUAGUUUGCAAUGUUGAAACUGAAUGGUUAUUUUGUGUUAUUUUUUAAAAUGUGUUUUUCACUCUUCUUUACGUGUUUUUUCGUCUUCUUUGAAUAAACUGUUUUCGAGUAGGUA
Molecule: messenger RNA, 3024 nt
Organism: Planococcus citri (citrus mealybug)
Lineage: Eukaryota; Metazoa; Arthropoda; Insecta; Hemiptera; Pseudococcidae
Product: neprilysin-11-like
Exons: 13
Coding region: 168-2627 (819 amino acids)
Biological process (GO): protein processing
Cellular component (GO): plasma membrane
Molecular function (GO): metalloendopeptidase activity
Source: RefSeq, a predicted model, not a curated record